Nicotiana attenuata is the source of this 807-nucleotide messenger RNA. RefSeq lists its product as uncharacterized. The transcript has a single exon. The record is from RefSeq and is a predicted model, not a curated record. Lineage: Eukaryota; Viridiplantae; Streptophyta; Magnoliopsida; Solanales; Solanaceae. Bases 1 to 807 code for a protein of 268 amino acids.
AUGGAGAACGAGAACAAAGCGCCCCGCAACCAAAUGAGGGAGCAUCAAGAAAGGGUUCAUAAGAUACCAGGUGCCCCGAAACUGCUACCAAAACAGGACGUAGGCUGGUUCGUCGAACAACCGUACAGCGAGGAGGCAGCCCUACAUGCCAUACGCAAGACCUUAAAAAUGCCACCAUAUUUGAAGAUAUAUGACGGCACAACAGACCCCAAAGAUCACAUCAUUCAUUACAUCACAGCAAUAAAAGGCAACGACCUCUCAAAAGAGAAGGUACCAUCAGUGUUGCUGAAGAAGUUCGGCAAAACAUUAACAGGGGGAGCCUUAACAUGGUACUCACAAUUACCAGCCCGUUCAAUAACGACGUUCAAGGAAAUGGCUGACAAGUUCAUCACCGCCCACGCUGGGGCUAAGAAGGCGGAGGCCAGGGUGAAUGACAUAUUCGUCGUCAGACAAUCGCUUGGCGAGGGACUAAGGGACUUUCUCGUCCAGUUAAACAUAGUAAGAAUGAGCUUGCCAAAUGUAUCGGAAUGGAUGGCGGUGGUAGCUUUCCAAAAUGGGUUGAACAGGAAUGGGUCGAAGGCGACCAGAAAGUUGUUAAGAAGGCUCAUGAAAUAUCCUCCCACCACUUGGGAAGAAAUUCUCCACGCCUAUUACGCCGAGGUGAGAGCAGAAGAGGACGACCUCAACGGACCAACCCAACGGCUAACGUCAGUCCAAACGGAGUCGAGGAAAGACCGUCGUAAUGACGGCCGAAGAGACCAUUCAGGUCCCGCCUCAACCGGGAUAGGCACCAACCAUAUGUCAUAA